Molecule: messenger RNA, 1229 nt
Organism: Betta splendens (Siamese fighting fish)
Lineage: Eukaryota; Metazoa; Chordata; Actinopteri; Anabantiformes; Osphronemidae
Product: isoaspartyl peptidase/L-asparaginase
Exons: 6
Coding region: 211-1146 (311 amino acids)
Molecular function (GO): asparaginase activity
Source: RefSeq, a predicted model, not a curated record
UAUCCGAUUCGACAAAAAUGCGCAGUUACAGAUUAGAAGGAGAAACACUUGGCAGGUCCCACAGAGUCACGUGACGUGGCCGAAGCGUUUCAAAGUUCAAUUUCUACCAACACCUGACACAAACAAUAUUAUCUUGAAGUGAUCCUCAGCUUUUGUUGAUAAGACCACAUAAACGUAAAAUCUGCUUUUUUCCCCAGUUGAACGCUGACGAUGCCCGCGGUCAUCGUCGUGCACGGGGGCGCGUGGGCCAUUCCGGACGAACUGGCCGAGGCCUCGGUCGCUGGAGUGAAAGUCGCAGCACGUGGCGGGUACUCUGUGCUGAGGAGAGGGGGGAGUGCACUGGAUGCCGUUGAGGCAGCGGUGAGGUCUAUGGAGGACAACAGUGUGUUUAAUGCAGGACAUGGAGCAACGCUGAACACUGACGGGGAGGUGGAGCUGGAUGCCAUCAUCAUGGAUGGAAGGACACUAGGAAGUGGUGCCGUGUCUUGUGUGAAGAACAUCCCACAUCCUGUGUCGCUGGCAAGAGCGGUGAUGGAAAAGACUUCUCACACCAUGUUGACGGAUAAAGGUGCCAACUUGUUUGCAGAAAGCAUUGGAAUGAGCACAGUUCCUACUGAUUCACUGGUGACUGAGUACGAAUGGAGAGAAUGGGAAAAACACAAGCAUUAUGUCACUGGAGUAAUGGAAGACUUCAACUCGCAGUGGGCCCAUGAUACCGUUGGUGCAGUUGCUCUGGACCACGCUGGCAAUGUUGCGUGCGCGACAUCAACAGGAGGCAUUAGAAAUAAAAUGGUUGGCCGAGUUGGAGACUCUCCGGUAGUUGGCUGUGGAGGAUUUGCAGAUAACUGUAUUGGUGCGGUGUCCUGUACUGGCCAUGGAGAGUCUAUUCUCAAAGUGACACUGGCCAGACUCAUCCUUUCACACAUAGAACGAGGUUUAUCUGUAGCGGAUGCCUCACAGAUGUCACUGUGGUUCAUGGGCGAGCGCGUCCUAGGUGCUGGAGGAGCUGUGGUUGUUUCCUCUGCAGGACAGUGGGCAGCCACGUUUACCACAGAGCGGAUGGCCUGGGCCUCUGUGGAGAACGACGUGCUGUCAUACGGACUGGACCCGAAAGACGUACGGAAGGAGAAGCUGUUGUUUGAAUAACAAUUCUCCCUGUUUUUAAUGUUAGUUUUAGUCGUAUUGAGCAAUGAGGAAACUGUAUUAAAAUGCACUACUACAAAUCUGUA